CACAACCUGAGUCAUAAGCCUGCCACAUUUUCUGUGUCCAUUUUACAAUAUUUUUAGGCUAUUUCUUCAUUUCUUGGCUUUUGUCAAAACUAGAAUUAUUAAUUCUAUUUUUAUUGCAAUCGGGUAUAUAACUUUCAAAGUGUGAUAAAUUUGAUAAUUAUUGCAGUGUUGUUCUACAAUAUAAACAAUGCCAGUCCCAGAUACAAAGUCCAGUUGGGCAGAUGAAGUUGAAGAAGAGGGUUCACUACCCGCGCCCAGCGAAGUAAUCACUAAUGGAAUGAAAAUCACAACUGAGUACAAAUUCAAUGAGGAUAAUAAGAAGGUAAAAACAGUGCGCACCUACAAAAUCGAGAAGCGUGUUGUCUCGAAGAACAUAGCUCUGCGCAAAACGUGGGGUAAGUACGGCGACUCGCAGCACGACAAGCCAGGUCCCAACCCACAAACCACCUUCGUCUCUGAAGACGUGUUCAUGCAGUUCAUCACCAACAAGGAGGAGCCGGACAAGAUUGAGGAGGAUGCUCUCGACAAACUCAGAAACCUUGGCGAGAAGGGUGCGGUGAAAUGCCGUACCUGUUCGGGAGACCAUUGGACCAGCCGCUGUCCGUACCGCGAGUCCAAGAUGGCGUUGGCCAGCAAGGAUGUGGGCAAGGUUGGGGGUGGCACAGGCCCUGGGGCAGUGGGAGGCGGACCGGCAGCCGGCGAGGACAAGCCCAAGACAACCGCCAAGUACGUUCCACCGAGCAUGCGCGACAGCACCGGAAAACGCGUCGAAAACCUCAACCCGCGUCAGCGCGACGACACGCUCGCGAUUCGUAUCUCCAACCUGUCCGAGUCCACCCAGGAGGCGGAUCUCGAGGACCUCGUCAAGCCGUUCGGUCCCAUCUCGAAGAUUUUCCUUGCGAAAGACAAGGCCACCGGUCGUUGCAAGGAGUAUGCCUACAUUCAUUUCAAGAAUCGCGCCGAUGCGGCUAAGGCUAUCCAACAUCUGCAUGGCUACGGUUACGAUCACUUGAUUCUCGAUGUUGAGUGGUCCAAACCAUCCACACAUAACAACUAGACUUGCUACUUGUUUCUAUACUAUACGGUGUUUAAUGCUGAAUCAAUAAUCAAUGGGUUUAUAAUGUAUCUUUUCUUUUAAUAAAAUGUUCACUAUAAACAUAGAUAUUGUGAAAUUUCUAGAA
Molecule: messenger RNA, 1181 nt
Organism: Nilaparvata lugens (brown planthopper)
Lineage: Eukaryota; Metazoa; Arthropoda; Insecta; Hemiptera; Delphacidae
Product: eukaryotic translation initiation factor 3 subunit G
Exons: 4
Coding region: 188-1057 (289 amino acids)
Cellular component (GO): cytoplasm; eukaryotic translation initiation factor 3 complex
Molecular function (GO): RNA binding; translation initiation factor activity
Source: RefSeq, a predicted model, not a curated record